Messenger RNA from Lymnaea stagnalis (great pond snail), 21107 nucleotides. Lineage: Eukaryota; Metazoa; Mollusca; Gastropoda; Lymnaeidae. The record is from the annotation of a GenBank genome assembly.
AAUCAUGCGAUAAUAGGAAAUGUAGAGUGUAGGGCUUUAUCAAUGUGAAUGUUUUGUUGGUAUAAAAUAAAUGUAAGGCUCCUCUGAGUCAGAAGUCUGCCAGUGUCAGUCAGUGACUUGUUUUGUUACAGAUACUGUGCACUAUUAGGACUAGGAUAUUAUCAAUCUCAGGCGAGUCGCAUGACUGAUGUUUCGUUAAGUUUACUACGUCAACUGCUUGGGCUUAGAUAGACUUAAUACUUAAUUGUCACUUAAUCUUAGGUCGGUAUUAGACUUAAAAUAAGUCAAAGUAAAGAGUUAGUUAAAAAUUAUCAUUAUUAGUAAUUAUCAGUCUCAUGAUUAGUCCAUCAGUUUAAGUCUUCUUACUAAGAGUACUAAGACAAGAGUCGUCAAGAGUAAUAGUAAUAGGCAGUAAUAGGGAACACUCUUCUUAGUCGACCUAGUCUUACUUAGUGGUCCUAGUCAUUAGAGUAGGCUUCUAAUUAAUUAGUAUUAAUAUUAGUAGUAAUAUUAGGCAUUACAUUUACUAAUUAUAAUCAUCACUCCUUUUUUUUUUUUUUUUUUUUUUUUUUUUUUUUUUUUUUUUUUUUUUUUUUUUUUUUUUUUUUUUUUUUUUUUUUUUUUUUUUUUUUUUUUUUUUUUUUUUUUUUUUUUAGAAAUUAGUGUCAUUUUCGUUAGUCAUUUGUAGAGUUAGUUUAGUUCAUUUAGUUAUGUAGAGUUUGAGUAGUCAGUAGCCACUUUGCAGACUAGACUGACAAGAGUAUUAAUUAGUAUUAGAGUUAGACCUACAUUUUUUCAGAUUUCCAAUACACCCUAUUAUUUUAAAAUAUCUAUUAAUUAUAUUAUAUAGUUAGUCUAUAGUAUAGUAUAGUCCAGUGUUUCUCAAAUGGUGGUCCGCUGACCGUCGCCAGUCCAUGAGCCUUACGUUGUCGGUCUGCACAACUUGAAUAUUUAUGGUCGAAUAAAAAGAAAAUGUAAAUAAUAAAUCUGGCACUUAAAAAGUUUGGGAAACGCUGUUAUAGUCUAUAUAAACUAGGGAGGCCAAAUCAUGAACUGGAAAAAACAGGAAAUACCCAAGAAGGGUUUGUGGGGAUACCCUCCAGUUAAAGAUUGGUCCAGGAGCCUUCGCCGAAAACUGUUUAUUGAAAUAUCCUCAUUUUAACUAUUUGAGACCUAGAAAUCUUUUAAAAUUUGCCUUCACUUUUGUAAUUUAAUUUAAACUCUGAGGCAUAUCAUAAACAAAAACAAUAGUUUUGCAGUGAAUACUUAUUUAUUUAUACAUAUUUUACAACAUAAUACAACACAACAAAUUAAAUUUCUCUAGUCUACAACAUAAUACAACACAACAAAUUAAAUUUCUCUAGUCUAGGAUUUAAAAUUGAGGAUAUUUGGCUGUUGUCCCAGCCAUUGUUAAAAACUUUUUCUUAUGUCUUAUCUAAUAUAAAGUUGUAAAAACUAGAACAGUCCAUUCGUGUCUUUCACUAUAUAUAUAAGACCUAUGGCAGUGACACUGUCGUUUACGCAGCGUCUGCUGGGUGGUGGAGGGGGAACAGUGCUGCCAUCACGCGAGCCCACAUCAGUUUCAUAUCACUACUGGCACUGGCUACACAGCUAGCCUAAAUAUUACUUUAAGUUAUAUUAUAAAUUACUGGUAGGAAGUUUUAGUGAUUUGAAAAUGUGUUUGGCUUUAUAAAUGGGACUUUUUUUGGGACUCCGGGUACGAUCGUGAAAAAAUGGGACAAUCCCGUUUUUAACGGGACGUUUGGUCACCCUAAUAUAAACAGUAGUUAUCACAUUUUUUUAGUACUGACCCGUUGGGGGCGUAAACUUGUCCUUAGCAUUUCUCUGGCCCCUCCUCUUAUCAUCAUCGCAUGUCGUCCCGUCUGGGGUAUAGGCCACAAACAAAGCCUCUCCAGGCAUCCCGGUCUUGGGCAAGUCUCUCCAAUUGUCCCCAGUUGUGCCCACUGUUUUUGGUGUCUGCCUCCAGGUCCCUUCUCCAAGUUGUUUUGGGUCGACCUCUUUUUCUCUUGCCCUGAGGGUUCCAAGUCAGGGCUUGUCUCGUGAUACUUGAUGCGGGCUUUCUGAGGGUGUGGCCAAUCCAUCUCCAUCUGCGCUAGCAGAUUAACUCUUCCACUGGUUCUUGUGUGCACUGCCAGAGAUCCUCGUUGAUGAUGACGGUGGGCCAGCGGAUUUGUAAAAUCAUUCGGAGACAUGAGUUGAUAAACGUCUGUAGCUUUUUUGAACCAGCUACUGUUGUUCACCAUGUUUCUGCCCCAUAUAACAAGACAGGUUUCACUGUGGUGUUGAAUACCUUGACCUUGGUCUAGAGGGUCAAGUUGCUGCAGCUUCAGACCUUUUUUAGCUGGUUAAAUGCCGCUCUUGCCUUACCAACUCUCACUCUUAUGUCGGCGUCUGUCCCUCCUUGUAUGUCAAUGAUGCUGCCGAGGUAUGUAAAGCUAUCCACCUCAAGGUUUGUUCCUUCCAGUGCUAUAGGUGUGUUGCUUGAUGUAUUUAUUUUAAGGACUUUGCUUUUUCCUCUGUGGAUGUUCAGGCCGAUGCAAGCAGAGUACUGUACGACAUAAUUGGUUUUCUCUUGCAUCUGUUGCUGUGUGUGUGAUAUUAGGGCCAGAUCAUCCGCAAAAUCCAGGUCAUCAAGCUGUUUCCAUAGUGUCCACUGGAUACCAUUUCUCUUCUGCUCUGUAGAAAUUUUCAUUAUCCAAUCAAUGGUCAGCAGGAAUAAGAAAGGCGAGAGCAGACACCCCUGUCUGACACCGGUCUGUACCUCAAAAGCCGCAGUUGUUUGUUGGCCGUGGACAAUUCUGCACGAUAGUCCUUUGUAAGAAGCCUUAAUUAUGUCUGUUAAUUUUUGUGGUACCCCGUAGUGUCUAAGCAGCUUCUACAGAGUCUGUCUAAGCAGCUUCUACAGAGUCUGUCUGUCGACACUAUCAAAAGCCUUCUCAUAGUCAAUGAAGUUGAUGUAUAGUGGCGAGUUCCACUCCAGAGAUUGUUCCACAAUAAUUCUCAGUGUGGCAAUCUGGUCUGUGCAGGAUCUGUCUUUUCUGAACCCUGCUUGUUGGCCCCUAAGAUUGGUGUCUAUUGCCUCCCUCAUUCUGUUCAGCAGCAUUCUGUUGAAUACUUUGCUUGGGAUUGACAAGUUAGAGCAAGAACUAAGGUCUCCUUUCUUCGAGAGCUUAACGAGGUGUCCUUCUUUCCAUUUAAUCAGUAUCUGUUCUUCCUCCCAUAUUUUCUUGAGUAGUGUGUGUAGCAUUUCAGUGCUAGUCGUAAUAUCUGCUGUCAAGGCUUCUGCCGGUAUUCUGUCUGGACCUGCCACCUUGCCUUUCUUUAGUUGUUUAAUUGCUUUGCAUAUUUCUUGCUUUGUGGGUGUGCUGCAAUCUAUUUCUAGAUCUUUUCCGCUGUCUCUAUGUUGAUUGUGUGUUGUGGUGCUGGCCGGUUGAGGAGUUUUCAAAAUGUUCUAUCCAUCUUUUUUUCUGACCCUCUUCAUCAGGUAUUGAUUUCCCUUCUUUAGUUUUAACUGGUCUCACUAGAUUGUUGAACUUUCCAGAUAACUUUUUGAUUGUACUGAAUAAUUCUCUUGUGUUUCCAUGGUACGCAGCCUCCUCUGCUUCACUUGCUAAUCCUUCUAUGUAGUUCUUUUUAUCUGUCCUUAUACUACGUUUAACUUCUUUAUUUGCUUCUGAGUAUUCUGUUGAUGCUCUGGCCUUUUCGGUUCUGGUGCGGCUAUUGUUUAGAUUUGCCUUCUUCUUUCUCCUAUAUUGGAUUUUUUCCAUGGUUUCAGCCGAAAUCCAUUCUUUAUGCGUUUGUUGCCUAGGGCCCAACACUUCUUCACAGGUAGUCGUGAAUAUCUCUUUGAUUUCUUUCCAGUUUUUGUCAAUUGUUUCUUCAUUGCCUAGUUCCUGUAAGAUCUGGAACUUAUUGGAGAUGGUAAGUUUAAACUCCUUUACCUUGGACUCAUUUUCAAGAGGUUGAUGUUAAAAUGUUGUAGCUUGCUUCCCUCACUUGUCCAGUUCUUUUUCAGUUUCAGCCUUAAUUUGGCAAUCAGUAGAUGGUGAUCUGAGGCUACACCUGCCCCCCCUUUUUACCCUAACAUCUUGGAGCGAUCGUCUAAACUUAUUGCAGAUACAGAAAUGGUCAAUUUGGUUAGCCGUUGACAUAUCUGGUGAAAUCCAUGUCGCCUUGUGGAUAUUUCUAUGCAUGAAGAGGCUUCCUCCAAUGACCAGUCCAUCUGUAGCACAUAGAUCUGCUAGUCUUUCACCAUUUUCAUUCAUUUCUCCCAUACCAUGUGUUCCCAUGCAUUCUUCAUAGCCUAUAUUUUUGCUGCCUAUUUUCGCAUUUAGGUCGCCCAUGAGUAUAACCAUAUUGCUCUUAGGACACCUUUGGACCAGGGUUCGCAGUCUGUUGUAGAAAUCCUCUUUGUCCUCUUCUUUAUUAUCGUUGGUAGGAGCGUAUACCUGUAGGAUGUCCAUAUUGAUUUUUCGUUUUUUGGUCUCAAUCUUGCCGUGAUAAUACGGGAACAAUGCGCUUCCCACCCUAUAAGUGCGUUCUGGGCAGUUCUGGAAAGCAUGAGUGCCACUCCUUGGUUGUGCGCCGCAUUUUCAUCUUCGUGGCCUGAGUAUAGCAGCAGUUCCCCUGUGUUGAGCUUUAUCUGACCUGAGCCUGUCCAUCGAGACUCACUUAUUCCUAAGAUGGCUAGUUUGUAUCUCUGCAUUUCAGCAGCAACUUGGACAGUUUUUCCAGUUUCGAACAUGGUCCUUACGUUCCAUGUUCCUAGACUGGUGGUGGUCCUAGUGGAGAGGAUGGUUGUCCGCCGGUUGGUUUCCAGUUGGCUUUGGCCACCCACCUUCAUUAAUUCUCUGUUAGGAGACCCAUCCUUUCCAAGGUCCGAGUUUCCUUUUGAAAUCUUUGUUCUUGUUUUUGUAGCAGGGCUUGUUUUACAGGGAAGGGUUGCUAGGCCUUCGCCCAACCCUCCUCGUUUCUCACCCGGGCUUGGGACCGGCUACGGCGGAGUUCCCUCCUGUUAUAAAAAUGUAAAUAAUAAUAAUAGUUUGCAGGACUUUCAAUAGAAAACAAUUACACAAUUAAAUUCAAAAUUUAAUUUAUGGAGAUACACUGAGAUCCCUAUAUAAUAUGUAAAUUAAUAAAUAAAAAUACUAAAAAUGAAAGAUUUUACUUCUAUUUCUAUUAAUUAGGCCAAAUGUAAAGCUGAUUAAACGAAACAACUAGUGAUAUUUAGUAGGUACUAUAAUGAUAGUCGCUGUGCACACCUUAUUCUGGAAGUCGCAAAAUAACAUAAUUAGUUGUGACACUCUUUUAGCGUAUAAUUUUUUGUAUUUACCUCCAUUAAAUUCUUUGCGUCUUAAUUUUUUUCUACAUUAACAAUAGUUGUCAGCUCACAGUGCCAAGUUAAAUAUAAUAUAUAUUUAAUGAUGUUAAUAGCCACUGGUGUUACUAUUAAAAAGGUUUGAAUGUUGGAUCAAAAGAUCUUUCUCUCUCUCCUGGUUUUGCAUCCCUCUUUUUUCAGUUUUGAUUCCAGCUUUAAAAAGUAUGUGAUUUUUUUUUUUAUAUAUAUAAUUUUUAUUUAAAAUAUGUUCCUGAUGUAACAAUAGGCUAAACCUAAAAACAUCUACAUAGAUUGACAAUAUAGACUACUACUAUAGCUGAGUUUUAGUUGCUCUGACUGUUGGCUGAAAGUGUAUUUAUGCUGUAUUAAUUUCUAUUUAUCUGUACUAUAGUCAACUAAAGGACUGUAGUGUAGGUAUAGACUAUAAAUAUACUACAACUGCAAUUGCAAUAGGCUGGUGUGUGUGUAAUUAUUUAUGAUGUCCUAAUACCUUAAGUUCUAUAUCUAUUUAGUAACAUUUGCCCAGGGACCAUAGUUAUUAAUCCAUAUUAAUAUACAAAUAGAAUACCGGAGCCUUAUACUUUAUAAUACUAAUAAUAAGUAGUAACUAUUUUACCAGUACUAAUAAUAAGCAAAAAUGAAGACAUAAUGCGGGCCCACUUUUUUAUAUCAUAUCCUGUUGAUGUUUAUUAACUUGUACUUUUAUUUGGGGAGUAACCCAGUGGUGAGAAAUUAUUUUUUUAAAUAAUUAGUUAUAUUUAAUAUUAGUAAUGUUUAUAGAUGAGAUUGUCAGGCUUCAGACUAGACUGGUUCUUGUUAAGUAUCUUCUAAAUAAAAGCUAAGUUUUUUUCAUCUUAUUCUCUUGUUUUUUAUUAUUACUCUUCUUUGUAGAGACAGGUAUCCAGCCAAAAUAUUCAUUUAUUGUCUUUAGUAGCUAUUCAGUUCAUGCAAAUACAUAUCCUGUUCUUAAUAUUACAUUCAUAUGGUUUGAAUACAUCUCUACAAUAAUAUGUUACUGUUACUAACAUAGCUGCUCAGUCAAAGAUGUUUGAAUUUCAUUUCUUGAAUUCUUAAGAAGGCCCCUUGACUCAAUUUGUUUUGUUUUGUUGUUUUUUGGGGAAGGGAGGGGAGUUGUUAUGCACCCUAGCCCCUAAUGCAGGGUUUAGCAAACUCUUUUGGGCAAGGGCCAGUUAAAAGAUGGCUCUGGGGUCUGGAUGGUUGUGCCCAAAUCAAGGUCGCCUAUAUAUAUGAUUAGAGUAUUUCACUAAUAAACAGAAAUGUUUAAAAACAUGUAAGACAUAAUUUAUUUAUUUUUGUUGAAAUGUAACAUGCAGAAAGAAAUAAGUCAUCAUCAUCAUUGGUGCUAUAGCCCAUGUAGGGCCCUGGCCUGCUCCACCACAUCCUUCCAUUUGGAUCGAUCCAUGGCUUUCUGCCUCCAUGCGCGAACCCCCAACUGUUGUAAAUCCUUCUCUACAUCAUUGAUCCAUCUCAAUCUUGGUCGACCAGUGAGCCUGUAUAUCACUUUUGCUGCUCUAUAAUCCGACAUCAUUUCACUAUGUCCUGCCCAGCGCAGCCUGCCUUUUUAAUUGUUGUGACUAUGGGUGGGUCUUUGUACAAUUGGUAUAGCUUCUGGUUUGUACCGAUUCUCCAGACUUUGUCUAUCACUGGGCCGUAUAUUUUUCUGAGGAUUUUCCUCUCCCAUGUAUUAAGCAGGGUCUCUGCUUUUCUGGUAAGGGACCAAGUCUCACUAGCUUAAGUUACUACAGGUCUUAAGGUAGUGGUGUAUAUUGUCUUCUUUGUUCCCCUUGAGAGGUUUUUGGUUCCGAGUAGCUUUUGUAGGCUGAAAUAAUAACGGUUGCCUGCCGUUAUCCUUUCUUUCACCUCCAACAUUAUUUCAUUGUGCACGUUAAUAGUCGCCCUUAGAUAUUUUAAAGUAGCCACUCUCUCAAAUUUGUGGUUGUUUAUAUUGAUGUUGUCAUCAGCACUGGUGUUUUGUGAAAUUAUCAUAUAUUUUUUCUGCGCUUCAUUUACAUCAAGACCAGCUUGGACUGAGGCAUUUUCAAGUUCCCUGAAUUCUUUAAUUUUAUGUGAUUUCUGUUUCUGCCCAGUGGAGCUACAUCGUCUGCGUAUGCCAGGUACUGCAAUUGCUGGCUAUAUAAAGUUCCUGGUGGUUGUUGUUCUGUAAACCUGUCAAGAAGUAACUUGUUAUGGUUCCACUGGUGCUCAUGUGUAUGCUUUUUCUAGUGUUAUGUUAAACAAGAUACAUGAUAGUGAAUCUUCUUGUCUGAGGCCCAGAUUGACUGGGAACUCCCUAGAGUAUUCUCCCUGUACCUUGAUUCUACUUUAGAGUUAGUCAUCUUUAUAUGUAUGAGGCUAGUAAGUUUGUUAGGGACUCCAAGUUCCUGUAGAGCAUUGUAUAGAUAAUUCCUGUCUACGCUAUUGUAUGCUGUUUUGUAAGCCACAUAGUAUAUGGAUGUUGAUAUUUUAUUCAUAGUAUUUCUCAAGGAGACAUCUAAUGGUAAAAAAUAUGAUCCGUGGUUGACCUAUUUUGCUAGAACCGCAUUGGUAGUCCCCUAGGAUCUGUUCACUAUACAUUUCCUUUUUUCGUACUGUAAGUUUUGUGAGGAUUUUUUACAUUACAUUUAGGAAGGAGAUUCCUUUAUAGUUUGAGCAGACCAACUUAGAUCCUUUUUUGUAAAUUGGGAUUAUGAGUGCAGUGUCCCAUUUUAUUGGCAUUUCUUCCUCCUUCCAGAUUCUGGAUAUGAGGUUGUGUAUUUGCCUAUGCAGUUUUUUUACACCUAGUUUUAUCAUUUUUGCAGAGAUAUGGUCUAUUCCUGGGGCUUUGUUAUUUUUCAUUGUAAAGAUAACAUCUUUUAUUUCAUUCAGUGUUGGUUUGUUGACCAAUGGGUUUUGGUCUUCCUUGUGGUAGAGAGUGAUCCUCAUUGGUUCCUUCACUUGAGCCAUUCAGUAAGCCUUUAAAGUGUUAAAGAAAUUAGUCAGAUUACAUUAAUUUGAUUGAGACUCUUAAAUAGCAUAAUAAUCUUGUUAACAUUAGUAAGAAGAUGUAUGGCUCAGAAAGCUGGAGAUCAACCAAGAAAAAUUGGAAAAGACGACAAAGUGUCUUGAAUAGUUACCUGUGUUAGAUCAAGUGGUUCCACAAAAUGACAAACAUAGCAGUGAGGGAAAUGCCAGCACAAAUCACACAAAGUAGGUGGAGAUGGUCAUACCAUGAGAAAACCCAUGGCAAGUAUAACAAGAAAAGCACUGGCUUCGAACCCCCAAGGAUAAAGGUGAUGGGGAAGACCCAAAAACACCUGUGAGAAAGAUGUUGACAAAGAUGUAAUAAAGACUGGAAAGAGAAAAGAUAGCUGGAGACCGGAAGGCUUGGGAAGAGAUUAAUGGCCUAUGCUCCACUGGGAGAUGAAAAGCAGAGAAGAAGCAUGAAAAUGAUGCUUUGCCCUUCUUUGCAUAACUUUUAUAAAGCUAUAACUUAGUGCAUGCUAUUUUUCAUUAUUUGAGAAAGAGGAUAAAGUCUAAUAAGACAUAUUCAGUGAAAAAAAAAUACAAGCCUUCAAAAAAAAUUUAAAGGAAUUUUUACCACCCAAAGUACCGGCACAUUGCCAGUCUCUGAACCCAUAAGUACACUUACUAUACAUCAUGAUUUGACAGGGUUUGUCUCGGUUUAGCAGCCUUAUGAAGGCCAUAUUGAUUUUUUCCCCAGUUACGAUCUAUUUGAUAGAAAAUUGUCAUGUCUGUGUUAAGAUAGUCUAGUAUCCAUAUCAGAACUUGGUUUAUAUCAAAUUCCAUUUUAAAAAUUAAAAAAAAUUGUAAAAUUUAAGAUAAGGGGUCAUCCAUUUAUAUGCACAAAGGAGGGAGGAUGGUUAUUGAUUUUGGAGAUUUUAUUUAGGGGUGGAGUCUCUGCAGGUAGUACAUAUAUUAAUGGAAAAAUUUUACAAUAAUUUAACUGAAAUGUGAACAAUCCAUAAAUAGCCUAUUUAUUAUAUCUCUAAUAAAGCCAUUUAUUAUCUAAAAAUCUGUGAAAUCUAUGAUUUCUAAUUAUUUUCAAAAAUAAUAUAAAUUAAAUAUCCCUGCUUGUUUCAUAAAUAUCAUCAUACUGUUUUCUGUUUUACAAGUGAACUCGCUAGCAACAGCAAUAGAAAUUCCAUAGUUGGCCUUUGAUUUUGUGUAUGUGAUGUGAUUAGUUUGCUAGAUUUUUCCUGUGGUUCCUAAAAUUAUUAGAUUCUCGACACCUUUGCAGAAUUUAGGGUUUUCUUAGGUGCCCUAUGUCAAAUUCUAACAAGUACAAUUGUGAACAGAUUUUUAAAAAUUGUUUAAAUUAAAGGGUUGUGUAAAAAUAAAAAAAACAUGUUUAUGGGUCACUAAGUACCAUCUAGUAACCGUUUUUAGGAGCUACUGCAAUUGCAUAAGUGAGUUAAAUUUUCUUUUGUUGAUCCCAAUUUCAACCCUGCCUAAAAUUAUUCUAAAGUGACUUAUAGCUAUAAAAAAAAAGCGACCUGGAACUAGGAUGGACUGAUUCGCCAAAUAAGGCAUGAGGUUAAAAUAUGCUACUCAAAAAUACCUGUUGCCUUAACUAUUAAGAUCCAUAUGCCUUAAGAAAAUUCCGGAAUGCUAAAACUAUUAUGUCCAAAUUUUAAAGAAAUUACAAUUUCAUAAAUCAUGGCUACAAAAUUAAACAAUUGAAUAAACACUAACAUUCACAUUUAAUUUGUUUUUUUUUUUAUUGUUUUUUUUUUUUAUUAACUACAGCAUUCUGAUUUGAUUUCCCUCAAGACAUAGUCAUCAAAAAAGUUCUUUUUCAUAUACUGGUGCCCUAGCUCAAAUAUUCUAUUGUAAUUGCCAUGAACUUUACCUAUUUGUAAUCAGAAAAAAGAAGAUGAGAUCCUACACUUUACUAAUUCAGAGUUUCAUUAAUUUCCAGGACUGGUAAAUCCAUUUUUGAAUGUCUGAAAAUAUAUUUUCAAUUUUAAAAAUAAAUCAUUUAUCAACAAUUAAAGUAACCUGAUUUAGGAGUUAGAUUGACAUAACUGUUGUGGAAAAUGUCAUUUCAUAUGCUAAUAACUCAAAAAAUAAUCACAAAAUAAUAAUAAGCAUCAUAUUUAACUAUCUUUUUUUUUUUUUAAAGUUAAACACAAGAAUAAUUAUUUACAUUACAAUUUCAUGGGAAGAAUUUAGGAAUUAACCUAUUAUUUUGUCUAUCAUUACAGGUGGGAAAAUAACAACCUCAUUUGUAAAAUGGACGUGCUGAUAAAUUUUGUUUAUCCAGAAUUGUCGCUUAUGAAUCCAGCUACUUUCACCAUUGCUACACUGACAACUGUUAUGACAUUGUACCUGUACUUUAUACAGCCAAGCAUGAUUGUACAAGCAUAUUUUAGGUAUAUUAAAAAAGCAAAGAAGUUAACAUAUACUAAAAAAGAAUAUAAACAAAUGUUUCAUAUUAUUUGUAUGGUUGCAUUAACAAAAUUAAGCGUGCACCGUGGGUGUAGAGGUUUAUGAGAACAAUUUUUGGGCAUACACAGUAUAUGGGUGCCCUCAGAUAAAAUUAAAAAAAUGGGCUAGGUGAAGAUUCUUUGCCCGUAGUCUCUAUCUUUAAGUUUAACUUGUCUAUAAGGAUAUCAUCACUGUUAAAGAUUUCUUUAACAUUUUGCUACAGGUAAAUAUGGUAGUUAGACUCUUGGUAAAUCAUUUGUUAGACUUAGGACAGCAUUCACUUGGCUAUUUUUAUUGAUGAUUUAACAUUUCUUAAGAAAAACAUUUUUUAUGUAUAUGUAUAUAUUUUUUACUUAUACAAACUACAGGAAACUAGCGACCUUACUCUACUGGAGUGGUUUUUUCAUUAUUACAACCUGCUACUUCAUACAAUUUUUGUUAAGGUAUUAGACUAAAUUGUAUGCAGUUACUUGUAUUUGUUUCCAAAUUUUUAUGUCAAAUUACAAAUUUUAAACCAAAAAAUCUUCUAAACAGAGUAGCUGUGAGAUGGAGUGGUAUGAGAAUGAAGUACACAAAGCCCUUACCUGAUAACUUCAAGUUUUUUUAUGGUGAAAAGGGGUAUAAGAAGAAAGGUCAGAUGAGCAUUUUGCUUUUGCAUGGCUUUUCUGCUGAUCAUUUCAUGUGGGCUCCAAUUGUCCAGGUGAGUUCAUACUCCAUUGUUUUAUUUUUAAUGCAAUUUUCUCUCAGGAAUAGAAGAGACUCGUAUCUGUUGUCACCUGCUCUUGAAACAUGGCUUUAGAUAAUUUGAGCAGACAAUGGGUUUAUUUGGACAUGGUGUUGAGAAGUUGUGAUUUAGGGGCUGUAGAUAGUUCAGAAUUGCAAUGAUCCCUCGUGUAUUUUGGGUUCACUUUUCAUUGUCUCACUGUAUCGUAGAUUUUUUACUUGUAUAUACCAUAUCUAAUUUUGUAUCACAGAUUUUUGCUAUAUCGUGAGAAUUUGGGGUAUAUAGGUACUUUUAUAUAUUUAUAAUUUUAAUUAUUUUUGCAAUGAAAUAAGCAUUUACUAAUCUAAUUUAUCAAAAUAUUGAUAAAACCAUAUUAAAAGAAAAUUAAAUUGAUAUGAAAUACUUAAGGAAAGCACUUGAGUAGACAAAGAAUCGCAUGUAUGGAAAAUGUAAAUACUGCUCUAUAUUGGUUGAUGGAUAGGAGGUGACCAACCACAGCACUGUGUUCUGUAUCCUAGGCGCUGAUUGGCUCAGUGACCGUAGCAUCCUUUGUCUUAAGCAUUCUAAGGCUUCUAAGCUGUUAUAAGAGUGUUGGAAAGAUUAAUAACAGUGUGGGAAAGGUUUAUAAGUUUGUGGGGAGGGUUUAUAAAGCCUUAAAACAUAUGUAAAUAAUAAAUUAAAUAUAUUUCUGGAAUUAAAUUGACUAUCCAUUGUGGUAAUAGAAAAAGGAGAACUGAAAAGGUUGUUUAUUUUCCCCAUAGAAUUUGCCAUCUUAUGUGCAUGUUGUUGCAAUGGAUUUGCCUGGGCACGGAUUCACUUCUGAUCCAAUAAAAGGAGAGGAUAUUGGCUUCAAAGGUCAGAUCAGUAGGAUCAAACAAGUAAGUUACAGUUAAGGUAUAAAAUCAUGCUUUUAGGUAGCAGCUCAUUCUUUAUAAAUAAACCUUAUAAUAAACCAUUAAUUGAAAAUGAAGAUAGAGAAAUGUAUGUUUUGUUUGUCUAAAUAGCCCAAGUGAUGUGAAAUUUAGUUUACAAGCAGGACAAUAUUGCUCAAUCUUUAUUUGAAGGCAUCUAAAAUUUUAUUAGUAUAAAAUACCAUUUGUACCAUUAAUAGCAAUGUGUACACCAGAUGUAAUACUGUGCCCACCCGCAACCAAGUUCACAAUUAGCAUAUCCGAUGAUUAAGGUGGUCAUUGUCGAUUUACAUAGACGAACUAAAUAUAAAUAAAUACUCAAGGGUUGCAACAAUUAAUCAACAGAUAACAAAACUAUACAGAUAUGCUAAUUUUUAAUAUCAGCCUUUUUAAAAUGAUGAAUUAGUUUUUGGAUAUCAGCAAAUAACACACAGAUAAAUGAUGUAACUCAAGAUUGUUUAAUAAAACUGAAAUUUGCUCAUUAUAUUCUAGUAAAAAUUAUUAUGAAAUAUCAACUAAUUAUCUAUAAAUGUCGUCUCUAUCUGAUCUAUAAGAAUUUCAAGUUAAGUUUCCGAUUUUCAUAGUAUCAAUAUAAUAUCAAUGUCAUAAUAUUGGCUUUCGCUAAUUUAAUUAAUUUCCACCAAAACCUUCUGAUUAAAUAAUCUCAACCCCAAGUCGAUUUCUAAUUCCUAAAUACUGAAAAGUUUAACUUAAUUGUAUAAAACUUGAAAUUUAUUGAUAAAAAAUUUUAUAAAAUUAUGCUUUCAUAAUAAUAUAUUAAGAACUAAUACAUUAUGUGACUAAUAAAUCAUAAAAACAAACAGAAGUUCUUUUUACCAAGUGCGCUAAAUAUAAAUAGAUUAGCAAAAUAAAUAUAAAAUAAAAUCAUAAAUAAAUGUUUUUCAUCAUUAUCUUUAUUGAUUUAGUUUUUUCAUAAAGAUCGCUUAGUUUGUUCUUAAAGAUAAUUGAUUUUGUUCCAAGAUCGAUUAGUUUGUUCUUAAAGAUCUUUUAGUUUGUUCCUAAAGAAAAUUUAGUUUUCUGUUAAAGAUCGCUUAGUUUAUUCUUAUAAAUCAUUUAGUUUACUAUUAAAGAUCAUUUGUUUUGUUCUUAAAGAUCAUUUAUUUAUUUAUUAAAAAUCAUUUAGUUUGUUCUUUAAGAUCGUUUAGUUUGAUUUUAAAGAUCGCUUAGAUUGUUCUUAAAGAUCGCUUAGUUUGUUCUUAAAGUUCGUUUAGUUUGUUCUUAAAGUUCGUUUAGUUUGUUCUUACAUGUCGCUCAGUUUGUUGUUAAAUAUCGCUUUCGCUGAGUAUUAGAUAACAGAAAACCUCAGUUACUUUCGGCCGGAUGGCCGAAUGUCUAAGUCAAUUUCGGCCGAAACCGAAAAAAAAAAAAAAGUUAACUUUUCUCUUUUGACCAAAAUUAAGCCGAAAGUGAUAAAAUGGCCACUUUCGGCGCCGAAGCCGAAAUUCUGUCUGUCUCUAAAAUCAAUGUUAUUAUACUGAAAUUUCUAGAAUUUAAAUAAAUUGAACAAUUAUAAUGAAAGAAAUAUAUUGUUUUUUAUAAACAAAAAGAAAAUCUAUACAAGCUACUAGAAACUUGUAAAAAAUGAUUUUUUUAAAAAAAAAGCUAAACUAUGAUUAAUUAUUUUUAUUUUUUUCUAUCAGUCAGUAAUUCCAUUUUUUGCAUAUGUACAAAGAAAUAACUUCUGGAUUGUUAAUUGGAAAUGCAUAUUUCCACCUUUAUAACAAAUUUCCCCACAACACUAACAGCCAGUGAAGAGAGACUAUAAAGUAUUAGAAUGCUACUAAAUGUAGGAAAGAAGUCCUAUAAAUAAACUGAUUUUUAUUGUGAUAAAAAAACAAACUCAUUGACUUCCUCCAACAAUGCAUGAACCCAAUGUACAAGUACCGAAAAUAUUUCUUAUGGUUAGUUUUUCUAAGUGUUUUUGUGACUCAAUAAAAGGUCAGAUAUUUCAGAGAAAUUGGUGGUGAACUAUAACUUUGUUUACAUUUUUUGAAUAACUGUUGCAGUUUUUGGAGUUAAUUAACCUCACAAAUCAACCUCUUCAUGUUGUGGGUGUAUCGAUGGGUGCAACAAUAGCUGGCAUUUUAGCUGCAGAGUUUCCAGAGAAUAUCGCAGCUCUUACUUUGACAUGCCCAAGCAGUAAGUUUUGAUUGUUUAUUAUAAUCAGAAUUGGAGGAUUAUUUCAGCAUUCUCAAAAUGCAAGGGUACUCAAAAUUUUGAACUGAGUGGCAGAAUUUGAAUUUGGACAUUUCCAGGGGGCGGAUCCACUGCCAUGUUGACUUUAUGCCUAUACUAAUGUGGCAUUAACAUUCAUAGGGCAUCUUGAUUAUUCAUCCUAAAUUUGACAUAAAGUUUAGAAUAAAAUUUUGUAUAUUAACAUUUUUAAAUAAAGUGGCCAUCCAUAAAUUACAUCACACUAUUUUGGUUAAUUUUUUUACUCUGGUGUCACUACCUCUUCCCUGGUCUGUUUUCACCCUGUUUUUUUUAUAACUACUAUAGGUUGUCAAAUCGACUUGAUCAAGUUCUGUUUAUUUUGUACAUGGCAGACUGGUGGAUCAGUUUCUUAAUACAUCACUGGCUGACCAUAGCCAGAUUCAUUAAUUAUUUUUUAUCUCUUUAUUUCACUCUAAAUAUUUCAAACAUUUUUUCUUCUUAACUGCAAUGAGCCAAUGUGAGAUGAACCUAUUAACUAUUAUCAUUUAGGCCUAAUACUUGCCAAUUUACGUUGUUUUUUUUAUUAUGGCUGUUUAACUUUAUUUACUCUAAGCCUCUUUCAUGUCUCAUUUUGUGCGGACCUUUGUCAGUUCAUGAACACCACUUUGGGAAACCCAUAACUAAGACAUAGGGGGUAGGGAAGUUCCUAGUUCUUCAAUAGGGAAGACACUUUGCUGCUUUAAAAAUAAGGAAUAUUUUUUUUUUACUAUUUUGGAAUUUAUCUAUGGCCAGUCAAUGGUCCCUACGCCCCUGAACCAGACAUUGAGUACCCCUGCCAUUUGGUAUGCCUUUUAUUUCUAGGCAUAUGAGACAAACUUGAAGAAAAGUUAGGUAACCAUAUUAAUUUUUUUAAUAAAGCCCAUAUUUUACCAAUCUUCUUAAGACAUUUGCAUGUAAUUAUAUGUUUCCCCCUCCCCCCCCCCUCCUUUUUUUUUAAAUGUUACAAAUAUUUGGUACAGUUUUUUUUAUUCUUUAAGAUGCGCAGCAGCUUGCAAAUUAAAGAUGAAAAGUAGCCUAAGCAAGUGAAAAUGAAAUUCUAUUUUUUGACAUGUAAUUGGAUUUAUAAUUCCUAAUUAAAACUGAAUUACUACUUUUGGUUUAAGAAUUUUACUUAGAUACAUCAUUUAGUUGGGUUUUUCCAUAUAAGAUUUAAGAAUUUUAAAUAAUUCUUGUUAGAUUUACAUAAAAUUUGCUUUUAAAGGAAAUACUUAUUUCUCAUAAUAAAAUCUUAUCUGUUCAGUGAAAACACCCUUGGAAAGCCGCAUGAUCAAAGAAAAUAAAAAAGACGUUUUGGAGAAAGAUGGAGGUUUGCUAACACUAGAGAACUGUCCCAUGUUGCCCCAAACAGCCAAGGAGCUUCAAACUAUGUUAGAUAUUAGUCAUUAUUAUACAGUAAAAUACCCAAAGCAGGUCAGUAGCAUUAAACAAUAGGGAGCACAUUGCUAUAGUGAAUAAAUAUAGCAAAUCUUAUGAAAUACUUUUAAUUAUUUUGUUAACAUUGGACCAGAGCUGCUUUAACUAGUGGUUUUCAACCUUUUCUACCAGUUAUAAUAAAAUUUUAAAAUUUUAAAAACACUAUAUAUAUAUACAUAUAUAUAUAUAUAUGUUUUUUUUUAUCAAACACUGAUUUUAUAACAUGAACCUGAAAACAAAGCAGAAAAAAUGUUUAACUCCUAAUUUACAUAAAAGGAAUUUCAAAGGAUCCUGCUUGGAUAAUUAUUGUCCACAUAUUAAAGAAAAAUAAAGGAAGGGCUAUGAAAAUUGAAUCAUAUGCACUUCAGACCUACUAAACUCAGAUUGUACUUUCUCAUGUAAUUUGUUGCAAAAUUUGAUUUCAUAAAAAAAUAAUAUAUAAUACCUGUGUGGGGAUUGGCAAAUUAAAAUUUAACAAUUUCUUUUAUAAGUUAUUUUGAUUUUUAUAAAAACAAGCUAAGUGGAAAACCGUUUGAAAACUGUCAAUUAUUAAAAUUAUUUUUUUUAACAAAUCUUUUCCUGGAUAAUCAAAUACUUUCAAUUAUUUUUCUCCAGAUUCUGAAAGGGGCUGUAGAACUCAGAAAAAAGAAAAACAAUUUAUAUUUACAGUGUAAGUUUUAAUGCUGAAAAUAACAUGUCAUUGCUACUUUAUUCUAUUUCUUAAAGUUGUGAUAUUUUACUUAAGGGCAUCCAAUUAACAUGGGUUGUUGAGUUGUUAUUUAACUCAUUCCUGAAUGUUUAGACUUAAUACCUUUUAGAGGCUACCCCACAAAUAUGAUCAAUGUAUCUGGAUAGAACAUUUUUGUUUUAUAUUUUUGUUGAAAUAAAAUCACACAUUCACAAGACUUCCUGUGAUAAGUAUGUAGCAAUAACAGCAUGAUUUCAAUAAAAAGAAAUUGAAGUUUUUAUCUUCCUUUCUUUUUUUUUUCCACUUGUAAGAGAGGUUCACCUAAUUAGUUAUAUCUAUCUCAUGUUGGUAAUCUGUCACAUGUUGGUAAAAAUUUAAUAUUAUGUGGUUGCUAUUUAUUUCCUCAUCCAUUUCUGGACGCAAGUAUCUUUACUUUUUUUAUAAGUGAAUAAAGUAAUAAGGAACCAAAUGAACAAUUAUUGAAAAUCCAAGUUAAUUACCUUAGUUUUGUCAUACAAAUGGUGGAAAUAAUUUGAAAUAAUUAGUUUUUUAAAGUUUAGACCUGUUUUUAAAAGGCAGUCUUCUAAUUAAGCCUAAAAAUAGAGUACAGCAAAUUAUAUGCAUUUUCUGACCAUGAUACUCACACCAAUGAAGUGAAAUUAAUAUUCUCACCAAUGAAGUGGAAUUAAAUUUAUAUAAAUUUUUUUUAAAAUGUACACUGCAUUUGCAAAGAUACUGUACAGAAGGUUAAUGUGAGAAAUUUUGAAAAAAAAUGUAUGGUUAUAAAAUUCCUUGUAAUGACCGAUUUUUUUUUUAAACUUAAUUUUUUCAAAUUAUUAUUAUUACAGUGGUCAAUCUUCUUAUAUCUGAAGACUCAUCUAUUAUGCUGGAAAAACAUUUGCACAGAAUAACAUGCCCAGUCCAAGUUAUAUGGGGGCAGGAAGACUGGGUAAGCUAUAAUAUAAAAUAAGAUGUUGGCUUUGGAAACAUUAAUCUACAGUUAUUAAUUUUGAAAUAUCAUGUCACACACUCAGAAACAAAACUUCCAUGUCUCACUAUCAGGGUUGGAAAUUUUGUAAUAUUCGCUUCCUAAGGAAAGCUAAUAUCCACAAGCGGGGGGGGGGGGGGAGGGGGGGGGGGAGGCCCAGUCUAUUCAUCCCCAGUAAAAAGGCCUAAAUAAUGCAAACUAUGUACAAUAGUGUCAAAAUAUGCACCGAAUUUGACUUAAAAAGUCUGAGAGUUCAAAAAAAAACAUUUUAUUUCAUGUAAUUAUAUCCCCAUACAUAAUAUGUAAAAUAGAUUUGUUAUUGAUUAAUCCGGAAUUCCAGUGGUUAAAAUUUUAGUGUGGCCCAUAUCGAAUAGGCUAAUUCCCUUAACUAAUGAAAAGAAAAUUGUUCUUUAUUAGUCUUAAUUUGAUGGUUAUCAAGAGUGUUGUGGAAGUCUUCUAGGAAUUAUAUAUGGAGGGAGACUAUAAUAAGUGAUAGUUACAUAAUAUUUUUCAGGGUCUGGUUUGAAUAACUAAAUAAAAUAAAUUUUCAGCCCUAGAAAUGUUCCAAAUAUUCAAUAUUUUCAUUUUCUUCCCCAUGUCUUUUUGCUGGGCUUUCAACUUAGUUGAAGUUUUAAGUAACUGUAUUAAAUUAACCUUAACUAACCUGAAAAAAAGAUAGGAAAUUGUUUUAGUUAAAGGGGAGGGAGAGUUAGGGAAACAUCUGUUUCAUUUGUAGCACGCUAGUGGGCAAAGAUUGCUGUAGGAGAAAGUGAAGCAAAAUUUAAUUUGCUAUCAAUUAUCCCUUGUAUUAUGAGUAUUGAAAGCUUUUUUUAAAUUGAUAUAUGAAUUUCUAUUAAAAAUUUAAAAACAUUUCAGGUUGUAGAUGUGUCAGGACUGGAAAUUCUUUCUGCAAUGCUUCCCAAUUGUCAACGUAUAGACAUCCUGCCUGAAUGUGGUCAUGCUGUUAAUCUCGAUCAGCCUGUUUUGUUUGCAGAGAAGGUUCUUGAGUUUUGGUGGCAACAAAAUGCACAGAAUAAACCAUUAAUGUAUACAUGACAUGUUUAUCAUACUUAGAUAAACAAAAAAAAUAAAUGUAAAAAAACUUUUUUGGGUCCAAGCUUUAAUUUGAGCCUGGGCAUUAGAAUGAGCUUAAUUUAACAAAUCUAAAAUUACAUUCUUUGUUUUGAAUAUGCUGAAUUUUCUUCUUAUGAUGUUUUGAAUUUCAAAAAAAUUUCUAACCAUCCCAUUUUAAUGGAAAUGUUGGUUAAAAAUCUGCAAAUUUAAACUUCUUUGCAUCAAUACAGACAAAAUUGUUCAGUUAAGAUUUAAAGUUGUAAAAUUAAGUCCUACAUGUCAUGAAAGUAUUUAAAACUUGAAAAUUUAUAUCAUUAUUUUAUUAGAAUGUGACAUGUGGUCACUUCAGAUAUGGAUGACUAGUCCAGAAAUUUAAUUGAUUAUAUAUUAUCUUUCAACUAAUUCGAGCUCAAUUCAUAUUUCAAUAAUGUCUGGCAUAAAGUAAUAACAUUGAUUGUAAGCAGGGUUUCCCAAACUUGUUUUCUACGUCCCAGUUAUAUUUAUAUCUUUGCUUUGGGCCCACUAAAAUGAUCAAUCAAUCAAUGUCAAUACAGUUGUCAUAUAUUAACAUGUAUUGUAAUUGUAAUAAAGAAACAUUUACUCCAACUAAAACCUGGUAAAUAAUUAAGUAAUGGGGAAAAGAUAAUACAUUUAUUCUUAGAUCUUGUUCUACUUCCCAUAGCUUAUAGAUUUAUAUUUGGGGAUGGGGUGGGACCUUUGUUGAAAAGCCAGCUUCACACAGAUUGUGACAAAAGGCAUUCAUGGCUACAUUGGCCCAAAAAUACAUCAGAUGAAUUCUGUCCAAGAUGUCUGUUAGUGCUGCAUCAAAUACCAAUAUUUUUUUAAUGCAGUGGAAAUUUUUUUUAAAGUUUAAAUUGUCAAACUCUUGGAUAAUUGCAGUUAAAAGUUAUUUCAUGCAUCCAUACAUUUCUGGUCAUGCUAGAGCCUUGAUCCUUGCAAAAAUGCCUGCACGUGUGCCUGCAAUAGCUCAAGCUCAAUCCUUUUUGAGUAACCUUUCUUCAUUUCCCCAUUUUUUCUGGCAUCCUGCUAUUUCGCUUUCAUGAUCAAGUACCUGGACUUAACCCAACAUUUGGGAAAUACUGAUCUAAAUGUUCUUUUUUCAUCCAAUUUGAUGUCUCUUGAAAAUCCAAGUAUAAAUGUCUUUUUUACUGUGAACUGCGUUAUCUGCAUGAAUCGUAUUUAGGUUAUCUUUAAAAUGUUUAUUUUUGUCUACCUUAAUACAGGUUACUAAAGUGUAAUAAAACUCAAUAUUUUGAUCACAAUAAGCCCAGUCACUAUUAUGCAGCUGGACAAGAAACUGUUUUUGUUUAUUUAUUUUUAAAGAAAGACUUGUCACAAGGCACAAUCAACCUCGGAAAUAUACGGGUGGUUUCUUUUAAUGAAGGAAUCUAUCAAAACAAAAUAAAUGUCUUCACUGAUAUUUGUUUCUUUAAGAAAUAAAUUUAAAAUACUGGAUGAUGAAAACCAUCUAUUGAUUAUUCCUUAACUUUCUACUUAAAUUACGUAAUAAAAUAUGUACUGAUAAUCUUAACCUUAAUGAAUUCUGUGAAUGGUUUUUUAAAUAUCCAUAUUGAAUGUCACCUAUGAAUAUUAUUAGUUAUUACAUAAUUUUUUAUUUUUUUUAAAUUAGUUACAACCAAGUUAAAAAAGAUUUCAUAAUUAAAUGUCAAAUUUAGGACAUUUUUAGACUGGGCAAAAAUCAUUAAGUUUGGUGUCAAAUAAAUUAAUCAUGCAUAUAUGAAGACUACUUAAUUGAGCAGACAUUGCACAAAGCACACACAUGAUUUCAUGGCUGUACCAUUCCAGCUGAGGGAGGAACUGUUGCUUUUUUAACUUCGCUACUCUAUGGGGUCAGUGCCGUCUUAAGGCUUGGCCACACAGGGCAUUUGGUUAGUAAAUUAAGGUGUCUUUCAAAAGGCAAUAUUUAGUCAUUUAAAUGAAGGAUGUUGUAGUAGUUCCAUGUAAACCUUUCAGGUUACAGGUUAGAAAUUCAUACUGUUUCAUCUUCCCUCAAAUAAAUCAUGUAUUAAUAAUUAUCUGACGCCUUUUUUGAAUAGUUCCUUUCUUCUUUUUUAUACCAUUCAGAUCAAAUUUAUUGUUUAAAAUGACUUUUAUUAAAAUAGCCAUACAAAAUCUAUAGAUUUUUUCUACAAAACGGUAUUUUUUCUCUUUUUUGUGGCUGUAAAUUUUGGAAAAACCUAAUUGAAUUUUAAAUAAAUGCAAAAUGGUAAUUUUCCUUCUAAUAU